GAGACCUUGUGAAUGAAACAUGAGUGUUGAAGGUGAAACAUGCACUGAGGCUGUUGAACAGAAAUUAGUGUCUCUUUCUCCAAGCAUGCAAAGUGAUUUAUCGACUGAUGGUGAUGCAAGUGUGUUGCAAAACAGUACAGUACCAAAUGAUCAGUCAUCAAUUACCUCUUUCUCUUCACUUACCACCAGCAAUGAACCAAAGGCUAAGAAACGGCGUAAACAGAGUAACCCUUUAAAAAUCCAAAAUGCUACCUCUCCAAAGUUUGAAUUAUCCACAUAUGAUUUUGUUGAACAGACUGAAAAUGAGGCAAAUCAACCAGUUUCAUAUACAUUUGAAGAAGGUGUGUUGAAUCAAAACCAUGUGGGGGAUAAAUGCAAGACUCCUGACUCAGCUUCCCCCAAAGUUCUUGAAAAAGGAGCCCUUUCUCGUGUCACCAAUGCCUUAUACAACAGUAAAAUCCAAGAAGUUGUAAAGGUGAACAAACCAGGUAAUAAAAGCAAAGAAUCAUCCUUGCAAUCGCUUACAGACAUAAGUUCUCCGGAAUCUAGCGAAGAAGUCAUUUCUGCUAAUGAAUUAAAAAAUGCUAUGCAUAUUUCAUAUCCACAGAUGCCUCCCCUUCUUCCCAUUAAUCCAGUAGAUAUUGCCAACGAUGCAACAAAACUUUCCAACUUGUACCCAUUUAAUGAAUUCCCGUCUCCUGUGCAACAAGGAAGUGUGAGUCUCCCAAUCUCCCAUCGCAGUUUCAUAACGUCCAGUGGUGUCCGUGUGUUCAAUCCAGAAGCAUAUUGUGAAUUGUGUGAAAAGGAAUUUUGCAAUAAAUAUUUCCUCAAAACUCAUAAAGCAAAUAAACAUGGCAUUUGUACUUCUGAUAAUAAUACUGGUGGUUACAGUUACAGAGUCUCAUACAAAAGUAUGCACAUGAAUCCUCAGGCUACCCAGCAGGCCAUAAGCCAAAUGUGCGAAAAUGGUGCUACGUUUGGGUCUGCUGAUUCAUACUGCAAUAUAUGCCAGAAAUACUUCUGCAACAAAUAUUUCCUUAAAAAGCAUCGCCAAAACAUUCAUGGAAUUCAAGAAAACCAAGAUACAUCUAGUAUUCCAAGUAGUAUCCACGUGCCUGUAAUAUCAUCACCUUUACCUUUAGUUCGGUCAGUAAGUCAGGAGUCUAAGUCCAUGGAAAAUUCUUCCGGACCUACAACCAAAGAAGAGGAGUCUAAAAUUAAUGUUAGUCUAGAAAAUAUAAAAAAUUCUUUAAGUUGCAAUGCAUCUCUUGUAAAUGGUUCUAGUCCUCACACAGCUUCUCAUAAGAAUGUCUUAAAUGUCAGUCUCAACCAGAAAGAAAAAAAGAAUGAAAAGUUUUUAUGUGAACUUUGCAAUAUAGAGUUCUGCGACAAAUGCUACCUCGAUUCUCACAAGCAGAACAAGCAUGGACCAAUUAAAAUACCAGGUACAGAAUUUCCUGAAUUUUCUGAAGUGGGUAAAAUAGAAAGUGGGGAAAAGUCAAGCCCUACUGAUGAUACUGAUGAACUCAAAGAUAACUUCAAAGGUCAAAUGUGUGCACCAUGCAUGAAGAAUUUUACAAGUGCUGAAUCAUUUCAAAAACAUAUGUUAGAGAUUCAUAGUGCUUCUCUAAAGGAAGAAGAUGAAACUUCUAGAAUGUCAGAUACUAUAAGUAAAAAAAAUGGACAAAAUUUUGAAAAAGAUUUAUCUCAUGUUGUUGAAAAAUGUUCUGCUAUGCAAGAAAUUGAAAAUAGCAAUAGUUCCAGCGAUUCUGGGUCAUUUGUUUGUGGCUUGUGUUUUGCAAAACUGAAAGAUAAAAGUAAUUACAUGAUCCAUAUGGAGACUGAACAUGGUUUUCUCGGAACUUCAGUAUCUGAGGAAACUGGUCAUUCUCAAGAGAACAGUCUACAGUGUGAAGCCUGCUCAGAACAGUUUCCAGAUCGCCUUACAUUCUUGUCACAUAAAUUGAAAAGUCAUGGCAUAAUAUCACCAGGUUUAGAAGCUUUAGCCGAUAGUAUUGAAAAUGGAGACUUAACGUAUUUUUCUGCUGGGAAACAGAAAAGUAGUAACAGCAGUUUUUGCCAGAUUUGCAAUAAGGAAUUAUGUAAUAAAUAUUUUAUGAAAACGCAUAUGAUGAAAAUGCAUGGAAUUGAUGUUGAUAAAAUCCAGCAAGAAAAAUGGUCAGCGCUUUCAGGUGGUGUAUAUUGUGACAUUUGUCACAAAUUUUUAUGCAGUAAGUAUUUUUUAAAGAUUCACAAACAAAAUGUUCAUGGAAUUAUUGAAGAUUCCUCCAAGUUGGCCGUGAUUGAAUCUCCAAUGCCUAAUGUGAUAGGAAUUGCUGAAAAAAAAUCAGAAAGGCUGUCUGGAAAUUAUUCUCAAGGAGUCAAAUUUAAUAGUCAAAAUGAUCAUGUUAGUUCUCAGGAAGAUUCAAUGAAGCGUGGUAGUAAUAAUAUGUUCUCUUGCGAUAUUUGUGGCCAAGAGUUCUUAAGUAAGCUAUUGCUGCAAGUACAUUUAGUAAAUAAACAUGUGAAAUGUAAUGAAUCUAAGUCUUCUCCCAAUAUGGCUAUUAGCUCGUAUUCUCAAUCAGCUGAGGAGUCGAAAGAUGCCCUUAAAUCUGGAAUCUUGCCAUGUUCUUGUUGUUCUUAUGUAAAUAUAGAUAGUUCAAAUACCUCUCACAUCAGUAGUUCAGAAUUUAAAAUAGUGUUGUGCAUUAUAUGUAAUAUGACGUAUCAUCAAAGUGAAUAUCACACUCAUCAUUUGACCCAUGGAACUUCUCUACCAGUUGGAAAAAAGCUUCCAAACUUUGAGAAUGGUGUACAUGAACUAGGCUUUGGAUUUAAUGUCUCAGGGAACAAUGCAUUUGAUCCAAAUAACAAAAAUAAGUUGCACCCUCGCAAGUUCAAAAGAUUUCGAUGCAGUAAGUGUGACAAAACAUUUCGAACCAAAAUCAAAUGUCUUCAUCAUAUUCAAGUUAUGCAUAAAAGUAAAAAAAGCCUUUCAAAUCCAUGUGACCAACAGCACCCAUCCAAAAAAAGUUAUCUGAGCAAUGUUGGUUGUAAAAAAAAUUCAGAGAACGAAGGCACGGGUUCUGGAGGCAUAGAAAAUUGUUCUAAUUCGCUCCAUGGUGGGGUAGAAGCGGAAAAAAAGUCAUGUCAUAUGAAUUCCAAUUUCCAUGAAACUUCAGCACCAUUGCCUGUGCCAUACAUUUUGCCUAAGAACUCUGAUGUGAUUAUGCAGCCUUUUCAUCUUUCAGAACCAAAACCGGAAGGAAUAACAAAGCAAGACAUAUUUGUUCCAUCGUUAGUUUAUCUUCCUGUAAGUCAAAAAGUAUCUGAGCCGCUUACUGUUGCGUUUACUUUAACUCCGGCUUAAAAAAGAUGCAAAGUUUUAUUUCUCCUCAUUCUGGCAUUUGAAUAUUGCCAUCUCAUGGUGUUUUAAAUUUUUGUGUUUGUUUAUGUUAUGGUAAUUAUGUUUGUUUUCAUGUGUGAUAGAGCAAGAGCUGCUGUCUUAUUUCAAUGUAUAUGUAAUAUGAUUUAAUACUGGUUAAUUAUAGAUUUAGGCCAAUGUAUUGUAAUUACCUGUUAGACAUCUUGCCGAAUAUUUAGCCUGUUAUUAGUACCUAAAUAUUGAUUCCUAUUUGGCCAAAUUUUGGUAUAAAUGACAAAGAAAGUUUAGUGAUGUUAUCUUUUAUCAUUUUACAGAUUGUAUUAUUCAUAUAUGUCAUACAUUUAUAUACCUCGGAAUCAUAUAUUUGGCCCAAAUAUUCAUUGUCAUCAUCAUUUGAAAUAUCAUUUGCAUUUUUGAUUUUAAAAAAAUGUGGUCGAAUGUGUUAUAUUAAUACUGAUCUGUUUUCAUUAUUUGACUGACGAUAAUUUCAUUUUUUCAGAUUGUGCAAAACAAUUUCAUAAAAGUAUGUAAAUAUUAUUAAUUAUAUCAGGAGUACAUUUACAUGUAUUAUGUAAUAAUGUAUGUUUUAGCUCUAAGCUAUUGGCAUAAAUAUAUUAAGCUUCUUAAUUUUAUUUAGGAUUUUAUAAAAAUUAAGAAGAAAUAGAGGCUGUGUUUUUAGCUUACUGCAAAAACAUGCAACUCCUUGACUCCUUUGUUUCUGUGCACUACUAAAGUCACUGCAUACGUUUUCUUUACCUGGUGUUAUCAGAACUAUUUCAAGGUCCAAAGUUAUCAUUAUAUGCCUAAGUUUUUAAUGAAUUUAUUAUCACUGAUCUAUUUUUGUAUUGCAUUAAAAAUUUUAACUCGUUUUGGGCUAUACUUUUAAAAUAAAAUUAAGUUGAUCAUUACUAUUCUGCAUAUUAAGAAUAUAAAUUUUUUUAAUUAUAUUGGUUAACUGUUUCUCAGGCUGUUGAGCAUUUAAGGUUAUUCAGUAGCAUUUUAUUAUGUGGAAGAAAAAAAAAAAAAACUCGGGAAUUUUAUAUUGUGCUGUUUAGUUUCUUUAUAGCUUAACAGUGUUACACGAUCUUUUAAAACAAUCUGCAUAAAAAUUCCUCUUCCAAAGUAUUUGGCUUGUAUAGAUAAGAUAAUGGUUAAUUAGGUAAGCAGUGGCUAUUUGUUUUAAGAAGGAUGCUAUCAUGAAGGACUUCACAAAAGUAACUAGUUUAUUAUCAUAAUGUUGCAUAUGCAAAAACACUUAAAAUGUUAUGUGGUCAUUCUGCUGAGAAUUGAAUUUUUUUUAUUUGAAAACAUGCAAUCUCCCCGUGCACCACAGAUGUACAACAUAGGGCUUACAGAAGUAAGUUAACUAAAACUUUAAAAGUUGCAUGCAUAAAUAAAACAAAUAAAAGCAGAGAACAGCAGUCUGGAUUUCACGAAAACAGGUAAGUUCACUAGCCAAGUCACUCCAAACAUUUUCAAAUCGUUCUGCAAGCAUAAUCUAGGGCCAUCAAAUGUAGGGCAUGAGAAAAUCAAAUGUUCCACACCUUGAGGUACUCUUUUUGAAUGGUUUAAUCUUAGAUUGAAAUGAAACAGGUAACGAAAAUUUACCAUGACCAGAUAAAAACUGAGAAACUUUAAAAUUAUAGAGAGGAAAGACUUAGAAUGCAGUCUAUGGUAAA
Molecule: messenger RNA, 5064 nt
Organism: Stegodyphus dumicola
Lineage: Eukaryota; Metazoa; Arthropoda; Arachnida; Araneae; Eresidae
Source: RefSeq, a predicted model, not a curated record